This is a messenger RNA of Staurois parvus, 294 nucleotides long. The record is from the annotation of a GenBank genome assembly. NCBI's taxonomy places the organism in Eukaryota, Metazoa, Chordata, Amphibia, Anura, Ranidae.
UGCCACCUAUCAGUGCCACCUAACAGUGCCAGUCAGUGCCGCCUAUCAGUGCCAUCAGUGCCGCCUAUCAGUGCCAGUCAGUGCUGCCUAUCAGUGCCAUAUAUUAGUGCUGCCUUUCAGUGCCCAUCAGUGAUGCCUGUCAAUGCCCAUCAGUGCCACCUACCAGUGCCUCCUCAUCAGUGCCCAUCAGUGCCACCUAUCAGUGUCCAUCAGUGCAGCCUAUCAGUGCCUAUCACUGCACCCUCAUUAGCACACAUCAGUGAAGGAGAAAAAAUCACUUAUUUACAAAAUUUU